AUGAAGAGACGGUGUCCGAACAGCAAAUACAUCGGGAGAGCCCGUCUCACCAACUAUCGCUGGCAGAUCAACGAGCGUGGCUAUGCCAACGUUCUUGAAGAGGAUGGCCACUGGGUCGAUGGUCUGGUAUAUGAGAUCAACCCGGUCGACGAAGCCAAGCUGGAUAUCAACGAAGGCGUAUCCAAGAACGCCUACAUGAAGCGUAGUCUCAAGGUUCACCUGCAUCGCGCCCCAAGCACGUUGUAUCGCCGCCCGGUUUCCUGGAUCGUAAAUCAGGGUGGUCCCGCCAAGAUCGCUCGACAGGCCAAAGCGGAUGGCCACAAGUAUGCCGAGCACCAGGAGCACUGGGUACAGGAUGUUCUCGUAUACAUCAGCCUCAACUAUAUCCAGGACAGCGCACCCAAGGAGGAAUAUGUGAACCGCAUCAAUCUUGGCCUGGCUGAUGCAAAGGCCCUCGGUAUGGAUCAAGACUACAUCAGCAACUGCAUCCGCCCGUCCAUCCCAGCGCCAGAGGCCAAAGGAACCGGAGAGCGGGAUAUACUGAACCCAGCACCUCGGGGUCAGAAGCGCACAGCAUCCCCGAGGAUUCCUUCUCCGGCUCGUCGAGGUCAUCCGCCCAGCUCCCCAGGAAAACAAUCUCGCCAGGCGACCCAAAGUCCCGCCCCAAGACGAAGGGCCAAUUCCGGGCCCCCUCCCUUGCCUCCACGACCGUCCUCAGCGCGACCCGUUGUUCGAUACUCGGAUGUCCCCGUCAUUGUUGUUGAAGAGUUCUCAUACUCGACGUACUCAGCCUAA
This is a messenger RNA of Emericellopsis cladophorae, 795 nucleotides long. RefSeq names its product Gamma-glutamylcyclotransferase-like protein. The transcript has a single exon. Gene Ontology annotation, molecular function: gamma-glutamylcyclotransferase activity. NCBI's taxonomy places the organism in Eukaryota, Fungi, Ascomycota, Sordariomycetes, Hypocreales, Bionectriaceae. Bases 1 to 795 code for a protein of 264 amino acids. The record is from RefSeq and is a predicted model, not a curated record.